AAAUAACUGAUCGAUAGACCUUUAAAUCUAUGCUACCAUAACGACCCCCUGAUACAUAUAUGACAUAUAUAAACAACUGUAUCCGACAUUCAGUCAGAUGUCAGUUAUUGCUCAACGUGACGCAUCAUACUCACCCUGAGCUGUAUCUUUGUUUUUAUUUACUUGGUAACAUAUAUACUCUAGAAAAAUGAGGGAAUGUAUUUCUAUCCAUGUCGGACAGGCCGGAGUCCAGAUUGGUAAUGCCUGUUGGGAAUUGUACUGUUUGGAGCACGGUAUCCAACCUGAUGGUCAGAUGCCCUCAGACAAGACCAUUGGAGGCGGUGAUGACUCUUUCAACACCUUCUUCAGUGAGACUGGAGCUGGCAAACACGUACCCAGGGCUGUCUUUGUUGAUCUGGAACCAACUGUUGUCGAUGAGGUAAGAACUGGUACAUACCGUCAACUGUUCCACCCAGAGCAACUGGUUACAGGAAAGGAGGAUGCUGCCAACAAUUACGCAAGAGGUCACUACACAAUUGGAAAGGAAAUCGUCGAUCUGGUUUUGGACAGAAUCCGUAAAUUAGCUGAUCAAUGUACUGGUCUCCAGGGAUUCCUCAUCUUCCACAGCUUUGGUGGUGGUACCGGAUCAGGAUUCACAUCACUCCUCAUGGAACGUCUCAGUGUUGAUUACGGAAAGAAAUCAAAACUGGAAUUCGCCAUCUACCCAGCACCUCAAAUCUCAACUGCCGUCGUAGAACCAUACAACUCCAUCUUGACCACUCACACAACUCUUGAGCACUCCGACUGCGCAUUUAUGGUAGACAACGAAGCCAUCUACGAUAUCUGCAGACGUAAUUUGGACAUUGAAAGACCAACAUACACAAAUCUUAAUCGUUUGAUUGCACAAAUCGUCAGUUCAAUUACUGCCUCCCUGAGAUUCGAUGGUGCUUUGAACGUCGAUUUGACUGAGUUCCAGACCAACUUGGUACCAUACCCACGUAUCCAUUUCCCUCUUGCAACUUACGCACCAGUCAUCUCUGCUGAAAAAGCUUAUCACGAACAAUUAUCUGUAGCUGAAAUUACAAACGCAGUGUUCGAACCAGCAAACCAGAUGGUCAAAUGUGACCCACGUCACGGCAAAUAUAUGGCUUGCUGUAUGUUGUACAGAGGAGAUGUUGUCCCUAAGGAUGUCAACGCCGCCAUUGCUACCAUCAAGACAAAGAGAACCAUCCAGUUCGUCGACUGGUGUCCAACUGGUUUCAAAGUCGGAAUCAAUUACCAACCACCAACUGUUGUACCAGGAGGUGACUUGGCUAAAGUACAAAGAGCAUUAUGUAUGUUGAGCAACACAACUGCCAUUGCUGAGGCAUGGGCCCGUCUUGACCACAAAUUCGACUUGAUGUACGCCAAACGUGCUUUCGUCCAUUGGUACGUCGGAGAAGGUAUGGAGGAAGGAGAAUUCUCAGAAGCCCGAGAAGAUUUGGCUGCUCUGGAGAAGGAUUACGAAGAAGUCGGUGUAGAUUCAGUAGAAGGUGAAGGAGAGGAAGAAGGAGAAGAGUAUUAAACAAUGAACAGUUUUAAUAACAGCAAUGAACAGUUUUAAUAACAGCAAUGAACAGUUUUAAUAACAGCAACGAACAGUUUUAAUAACAACAAUGAACAGUUUUAAUAACAGCAAUGAACAGUUUAAAUAACAGCAAUGAACAGUUUUAAUAACAGCAAUGAACAUUUGUUACCAAAUAGUAACUAUUAAAAACAUUAAACAAA
Mytilus trossulus (common blue mussel) is the source of this 1746-nucleotide messenger RNA. Its product is annotated as tubulin alpha-1A chain-like. The record is from RefSeq and is a predicted model, not a curated record. Gene Ontology annotation, cellular component: microtubule; cytoplasm. Bases 188 to 1543 code for a protein of 451 amino acids. The transcript is spliced from 3 exons. Gene Ontology annotation, molecular function: GTP binding; structural constituent of cytoskeleton. Lineage: Eukaryota; Metazoa; Mollusca; Bivalvia; Mytilida; Mytilidae. Gene Ontology annotation, biological process: mitotic cell cycle; microtubule cytoskeleton organization.